CCAGUGGCGUAGACGUGGUACACAAUUAACCUCACUUUUUUGUUUAUUUUAUUUUGGUCAUAAAUGGAAAAUUUGGACUGAUAUAGCAGCUUAAGAAAUGAAUAAGUCACUGCGUGAUGAAAAAGUGUGUUGUCCAAUUAGCGAUUUGAAUUCUGUUUGGCAAUACACAAAAAAUCCUCCAAAAUGGAUAACUCAAAUAGUCGAUAUCAAACCUCGAAGCGACUUUGUUAUAAAAAAUACAUCCUUAACCUGCCAUACGGAAAGUAACAGAUUUGCACCCGCAACUAGAUUUGAUCGUCAUACUACACCUCGUACUUUAGUCUGCCAUGAUAUGAAAGGGGGCUACAUCGAAGACAAGUUUAUUGAUCCGCUCAAUAAAGGAAACUGCUACACUUUUUACCGUUGGUCGCAGAUCGACAUAUUCAUCUACUUCAGCCACCAUUUAGUGACCAUACCUCCACUCGCUUGGAUUAACGCGGCCCACAGUAAUGGAGUACAAAUUUUAGGUACCUUUAUAACCGAAUGGGAACCAGGGAAAGCAGUAUGCGAGGAAAUUUUCGCGAGUCCGAAGUCGUUGAAGAAAUUUGUUAAUAUUUUAGUCGAGAUUUGUGUCUUAUUUAAACUGGACGGAUGGUUACUUAAUAUCGAAAAUGGCCUGGACGAUACUGGCCCUUUGAAAACUUUCGUAAAACAACUCACAGAGAAAAUGCACAUGAAACGUCCUGGCAGUCUGGUGCUUUGGUACGAUAGCAUUACUGAUGAGGGAAAAUUAAAGUGGCAAAAUGAAUUAAAUGCAAAUAACAGGUGUUACUUUGAUAAUUGCGACGGCAUUUUCCUCAACUACUCGUGGAAUGAAGAGAAUCUUGUAAAUACGUAUCAAGCAGCUGAGCAUAGACGCCACGACGUUUACGUUGGAGUCGAUGUGUUUGGACGCAAUUUCUAUGGCGGGGGAAACUUCAACACUUACUUAGCCGUCGAAAAGAUUAGAGAACACGAUCUUUCAAUUGCAAUUUUUGCGCAGGGUUGGACUCACGAAACUUUAGAUCCUGAGCCGGCGGAUACUUUUUUGGAACGCUUUCUAGCUCGGGAUAAUGCCUUUUGGAAAAGCUUAUGGCCGUAUCUUUAUUCCUAUCCUAUUAAUAGAGUCUUCGAGACAUUUUUCUAUGUGGGCGUUGAUAAGAAUUGGUACAAGCUAAAUAAACAGGACGUGCAACUCUCCCAGUGUCUGCAGUCAAGUCUGAAUCUGGCAGAAGUCGAGAAUGUUUCAACUUUAGACGGUUUGUGUGAUUGCCUUCAGUUACAUUACCAAGAGCCUUACACGAUCUGUUCGAUAACGAGUAAAGCUCUCAAAGUGGAAGAAACUUACAUUCAUCAUUUAUUCUCAUGUGAAAUACGAGUAUCCUCUUCCGUUAUUUUCUACAGUUACAUCAAACAGUUUAACGCAUCAUGCUGUACCGAAAGCGAAAAUGAUUAUCUUGAUUUGGUAAUUUUAAUUCGUAGUCGAGGUGGUUCAUUUAAAAAAAUUGUGUGCUAUUCUGAAAAUAAACAAGUUUUAAACAGCAGCUGUACUUCAAUGGAAAUUAACUCCACCGAAGAUGAGCGUGUAGUUAAUUUAGUUUCAAAUAAGCACAAAGUUCCGUCUGACUGGAUUUUGAGGUGCUAUGUUCUCGAGAUUAAUGAUACUGUGAUAAGUGAAAUUGGUGCAAUUAUUAGAAAUAAUUCCUGUGUAGGUCUUUGUGGAAUCGGAUUUAUAGAAGUACCAACCUAGUUGUACAGAUAAUUUUAUUAGGAGUUGUUGCUAUCCUUAAUUUUUACAUUAAACUAAAUUUACAAACA
Photinus pyralis (common eastern firefly) is the source of this 1836-nucleotide messenger RNA. It is a transcript of the gene ENGase, whose product is annotated as cytosolic endo-beta-N-acetylglucosaminidase. Gene Ontology annotation, cellular component: cytoplasm. Gene Ontology annotation, biological process: protein deglycosylation. Lineage: Eukaryota; Metazoa; Arthropoda; Insecta; Coleoptera; Lampyridae. The record is from RefSeq and is a predicted model, not a curated record. Bases 98 to 1768 code for a protein of 556 amino acids. Gene Ontology annotation, molecular function: mannosyl-glycoprotein endo-beta-N-acetylglucosaminidase activity. The transcript is spliced from 7 exons.